AUGGUCCGUACAGGAGUGUCGAAAAGUACGAGAGAGAAAGAAAAAUGGCGUCAUCCCCAACUGCACCCGUUCUUCCUUUUUUAUCUGUCUUUCGCACAAUCCCUCACACAAAGUUCAUUGUCGUAUUUCUGUCUUUUUCCUACGCUGCCACGGCAAUUACACCCGUUCGCUCCCAUUUAUCUCACUUUCCUACAAUCCCCCACCAAUUACUCUGGGUUCAUCAUCAUCUUUCCGUCAUUUUUCAUCGCUUCCACAGCAAUUACAUCCGUCCUUCCACGUUUAUCUCUCUUUCUGAAGAUCCCUCACCAAUUAUUCAUUGGUUCAUCGUUAUUUUUCUCUCAUUUUUCCUUAGCUCCAACUGCAAUUACACCCGUUUUCCUCGUUUUUCUACAAACCCUCACCAAUAGCUAUUGCUUCAUCGCCAUUUUUCUGUCAUUUUCCUUAGUUCCCAACGCAAUUACACCCGAUCUCCCUCCUUUAUUUGUUUCCUACACUCCCGCACCAAUUACUCUUGCUCCCACCGCAAUUACACCCGUUCUUCAUCAUUUUGUACAUUUUCCUGUAAUCCCUCAACACUCACUCUUGGAUCAUACUCAUUUUCCGUCAUUUUCCUUCGCUUCCACCGCAAUUGUACCUGUUCUUCAUCGAUUAACUCGUUUUUCUACAAUCCUUCACCAAUUACACUUGUUUCGUCCUCAUUUUUCUGUCAUAUUCUUUACAUCCACCGCAACUACACCCAUCCUUCCUCGUUCAAUUUGUUUUCUUAAAAUCCUUCACCAAUUACCCUUCGUUCAACCUCAUUUUUCUGUCAUUUUCCUUACGUCCCACCGCAAUCACACCCGGUCUUCCCCGUUGAGUUCGUUUUUCUACAAUGCAUCACAAAUCACUCUUGGUUAA
Messenger RNA from Acanthosepion pharaonis, 897 nucleotides. The record is from the annotation of a GenBank genome assembly. Lineage: Eukaryota; Metazoa; Mollusca; Cephalopoda; Sepiida; Sepiidae.